Messenger RNA from Closterium sp. NIES-65, 1473 nucleotides. Lineage: Eukaryota; Viridiplantae; Streptophyta; Zygnematophyceae; Desmidiales; Closteriaceae. The record is from the annotation of a GenBank genome assembly.
AUGCGAGCCAUUUCCAGCGCUGGCUCUCAUCGCCACAUUUUCCGUGGCAGCAUGCAUGCAUCUGGCACGAGAACCCGCGAGGCCUCGCGGCGCGUGGUGGAGGCCACAUUGCGGGUGGUGCUGGUGGCGGUCGUGUUCUCGUUGGCCGCGGGAACUCCUGGCAGGAGGGAGAUGGGGGACGAGGGGAAGCAGGAUGGGCAGGGCGAGGGGGAGGAAGGCGUGGAGGCGUGGGUGGUGCUGCGUGUGCUGCGACCGCUGGUGCAGCGACUGAUGCGAGCCAAGGUGAUUGCCGCCUUCCACUUGGAAAGGGCAGCGUCGCAGGGUGGAGCUGGCAGUUCACGAUUCUCACAUCAGCAGCAGUGUAUACAUGGAUGCGUGUUAGCGGAUAGAAGCAGUCGUUCGGUCGUUCGCAGGAAACUCGAGGCGCGCACCACUGGCGCCCGCGUCUACAGCAGAGUGCUUGCGGUGAUGCGGGAGGAGUGGGACUUGGGUGGAGAGCAGGGUGGCGAGGGUGGAGUAGUAAGACAGGCAGGCAGCGCUUGCUGGGCAGUCGACAGGCACAAGCCACGGUAUUCCGGCGCCCCUCUCCUCCCCCCCAACCCCGCCUACCCCACCUUCGUACCCGCCAGCCACACCAUGCCCGUAGGGCCCUCGUCGCCCCUGGACCACGCCAUCUCCCCCUCCAUCCCUGCUCUCGCAGUCGGGUGGCCCCAUGCCCGCUCCCUAUGUGGUCACUGCGCCCUCCGCCUCUCCUCAAACAACGCGUUACAGGGCUGGGCAGUGGCAGCAACAGUGGCAGGUGUGCCUCCUCCCCCGCCCCGCGUCCCGCAACAACUUCUCCGAGUAAGGGGAGGGCGAGAGGGCACGGGAGGUGGCGACCACGGCGAAGAGAAGUGGGGGCGAGAGGGCACGGCGGUGGCUGAUGGACGAGCUGGGGGCACUAGGCAUGGACAGCGGGGAAGAGAAGUGGGGGAGGCGGGGAGUGGGGUGGGUGAGGUCCGUUCUGGACGACUUGGGGGCAGCAUGGGCGAGAGCAGUUGUGGAAACACAGGCGGAGCAGAGGUGGGAGCAUGCGAAGGGGUGGGGAGGGGAAGGGGGGUUUGGGGGACCUUGGGUCAGAACAUGGGGGGGAGCAUGAGCGGCAGUUUCAUUGAUACGAACAUGAGCGGAGGAGGUGGCAUAGCAGGGGCAGGGAGACAAGGUCACCCAGGCAUGGAGGGAGUGCGGCGGCCACAAGCAGGAACAGGCAGCAUAGGUAGCACACGCAGCACGGGCAGCAUAGGCAGGAGGAGCGCGAGCAUGGAUGUGUCACGCCGUUGCUGGCAGUCGAUGCCAUUCUCACUCACAGACGCCUCCUCCUCCCUGGGCUUCCCGCAGCACCGGCAGCAUGGCAGUGCCGCAGUGCCCACAAUGGUGGCGGCGGUGGCAUGGUGGGCAGCAGUGUGGAGUGCAGUCACAGCAUCAGCGUGGUGA